Messenger RNA from Brugia malayi, 1023 nucleotides. RefSeq lists its product as uncharacterized. Gene Ontology annotation, molecular function: DNA-binding transcription factor activity; RNA polymerase II cis-regulatory region sequence-specific DNA binding. NCBI's taxonomy places the organism in Eukaryota, Metazoa, Nematoda, Chromadorea, Rhabditida, Onchocercidae. The record is from RefSeq and is a predicted model, not a curated record. Gene Ontology annotation, biological process: regulation of transcription by RNA polymerase II. Bases 1 to 1023 code for a protein of 340 amino acids. The transcript has 7 exons.
AUGGAGCUUAAGGAAGACUGUUGCGAUUCUCGGGAUCCUAUGUUAUCGGAGAACCUUCCAAAGUAUCCAUUUUGUAUAUGUUGUGACAAAGAAAUAUGCGAUUUCAAAAGUUUGCCGUUCGAUUCUUGCACUGAUAAAGUAGAUUUGAAUUUGGAAAUCGUUAUGGGAAUCAGCUGUGAUAUUUUAGAGAAUUUAUAUCAGGAGUCAUAUAGUGAAGAAUGGCGAGAUUUCUUUGAUCAAUACAAUAGUAUCGAUGGCAUUCAAGAAAUAUUUGUGAAAAGACAAGAUGAAUGGAUUAGUCCCAAAGGACCACGUAAACGUUAUCAGCGUUUUCGUGAUAAGCGUUAUAUUUGUGAUCAAUGCGAUCGUUGUUUUACUUUAAAGCAAAAUGUUCAGUAUCAUAUCGUUACUUAUCAUCUCGGUAAUCAACAGAUCAUCAGUAAUCGUGGCAAGCGUUACGUUUGUCUUACUUGUCAAAAAGUAUAUCGAAGCGCAGAAGCGGCUCGACAACACAAUAAAAGGGAACAUUUCCGCUUGCCCAAUGUACAAAUUCAUCGUUGCUCUAUAUGUACUCGUAUUUUCCCAAGUAGUACCCAAUUAAAAGAACAUAUUUCCAUACAACAUUUACAAGAAAGGCCAUAUAUCUGUGACAAAUGUGACGCACGUUUUGGUCGACAAGGAGGUCUCAGACGUCAUCACAUAAUGGUACAUACAAAUCGACGAUAUAAUUGUCCCUAUUCAGGUUGCACUCAUCCUGGUUUCAAAUGUUCUAAGGCUUUAGUAGCUCACAUUCGAUCACAACACACUAAAGACAGACCUUUUGCGUGUUUCGAAUGUGGGAAACGUUUCGUACGUCGAAAUGAUCAACGUGUUCAUGAAUUGUUGCAUACUUCGCAUGAGCAGUUUGAUUGUAAAAAAUGUGGACAACGUUUUCGCCGUCAAAUUUACCUUAAGAAACACGAGAAUUCAUGUCGAGUGAUUAAUGAUAAUACUUAUUCGUCCAUCUGUCAACUUCAACAAUAA